Neoarius graeffei (lesser salmon catfish) is the source of this 2736-nucleotide messenger RNA. It is a transcript of the gene ddx10, whose product is annotated as DEAD (Asp-Glu-Ala-Asp) box polypeptide 10. The record is from RefSeq and is a predicted model, not a curated record. Gene Ontology annotation, cellular component: nucleus. Bases 87 to 2582 code for a protein of 831 amino acids. Gene Ontology annotation, biological process: rRNA processing. Gene Ontology annotation, molecular function: ATP binding; RNA helicase activity; nucleic acid binding. The transcript is spliced from 18 exons. NCBI's taxonomy places the organism in Eukaryota, Metazoa, Chordata, Actinopteri, Siluriformes, Ariidae.
GUUCACGAAGAACAGGAGAACGUUUCCUCCACAUGUCGUAUCUGCUGGAGUGUGUCUAACUCUUGAGUAUUUACACUGCGAAGAAAAUGCGAAUAAAAAAAGGGAAAGAGAAGAAAAAGCUUCCUCAAGACCCAGUUAAGGAUUUUGAGAAAUGGAAAAAGAGGCAUGACAAAAGCAAGAAAAAAACAAAACAGCCGAAGAAGAAACGCGAGUGGGAGACAGAAAGAGAAAACAUCCAGAAGCUGGUCGCUAAAUACACACAGAUAAAUCCAAAAGAAGCUGUGAAGUUCUCUGAUUUUCCACUCUCAAAGAAGACUUUGCAAGGUUUGCAAGAGGCUCAGUAUCGGCAGCCCACGGAGAUCCAGAGACAGACCAUCGGCUUUGCUCUGCAGGGAAAAGAUGUCUUGGGUGCUGCAAAAACCGGCUCAGGAAAAACUCUUGCUUUCCUCAUUCCUGUGCUGGAGUGUCUGUACCGUAACCAGUGGACAGCCAUGGAUGGUCUCGGUGCGCUUAUAAUCUCUCCCACUCGAGAGCUGGCUUAUCAGACGUUCGAGGUGCUGAGGAAAGUGGGGAAGAACCAUGAGUUCUCAGCUGGCCUUGUUAUUGGUGGAAAGGACCUCAAGGAUGAGUCACUGAAGAUUCAUCGCACAAACAUCAUCAUCUGUACACCAGGACGUCUGCUGCAGCACAUGGACGAAAAUUGCACCUUCCACGCCUCAGACCUGCACAUGCUCGUGUUGGAUGAAGCUGACAGAAUUUUAGACAUGGGCUUCGCCGACACACUCAACGCCAUUGUGGAGAACCUUCCAAAAACCAGACAGACGCUGCUGUUCUCUGCCACACAGACCAAGUCUGUGAAAGACCUGGCCAGACUCAGCCUGAAGAACCCCGAGUAUGUGUGGGUUCACGAACAGGCCAAAUUCAGCACUCCAGCUACUCUGGAGCAGAGCUACGUAGUGUGCGAGCUGCACGAGAAGGUCAACAUGCUCUUCUCUUUCUUGAGGAGUCACCUGCAGAAGAAGAUUAUUGUCUUUUUCGCUUCCUGCAAAGAGGUGCAGUACCUGUUCCGCGUGUUCUGCCGGCUGCGGCCCGGUAUCUCGGUUUCGGCCCUGCACGGAAAGCAGCAGCAGAUGAAGCGGGUGGAGGUCUACAACGACUUUGUCCGCAAGAAAGCUGCUGUCCUUUUCGCAACCGAUAUCGCUGCAAGAGGACUUGACUUUCCUGCUGUGAACUGGGUGAUUCAGUUUGACUGCCCGGAGGACGCCAACACAUACAUCCACAGAGUCGGCAGGACAGCCAGGUAUAAGGAGGGAGGAGAAGCCCUGCUCAUACUACUGCCCUCAGAAGAGAAGGGCAUGAUUGCUCAACUUCAGGAGAAAAAAGUCCCCAUCAACAAAAUCCAGGUGAACCCAGAGAAGCUGACGUGCGUGCGGCAGAAACUGGAGGCCUUCCUGGCCCAGGAGAAGGAGCAGAAGGAAAGAGCUCAGAGGUGUUUCGUGUCUUACCUUCGCUCCGUCUUUCUGAUGAAGAACAAAGACGUCUUUGAUGUGUUUCAGCUGAAGCUCCCAGAAUAUGCCACGUCUCUGGGUCUGGCUGUUCCCCCACGAGUUCGUUUCCUGAAUAAAGCUCAGAAACAGAAGGACGAGGUGAUGCAAGAGAUCAGCACUGCAGCUGGCGCUGACUCUGAUGAGGAACUAAAGCGCUUUAAAGCCCAGUUCAGAAGAGACCAAAGCAGCAACCAUGACUGUCAGUCUGAAGAGGAGGAGAGUGACGUGGAAGAAGAGCAGGUGAAGUUUGGAGGCCAGCUCUGCAGUGCUGAUGAUGAGGAUGAAGAUCUGGACCUGCUGACAGUUAAACGGAAGGAUGUGUUUAAUGUCCGUGAAGACAGGGAGAAGGAAGGAGAGGAUCCCAAGGCUCAGAGCAAGAAAGUGUCCAAGUUUAAGGAAGCAAAGAAAGCACAGAAGAGAAACUUCAAGGUGAACACCAAGAAGGUCUUCACUGAGGAUGGAGAGGAGGUGCAGCAGUGGCCUCCGCUACAGAGGACUGUAGUGCCAGAUGACGAUGACGACGAGGACACAACAGGCAUUAAUGUGGAAGCAGCAAAAGAACGACUGCGCAGGGAGGACCAAGAGUUUGACAAGAAGGAAUAUAGCCGGAAGAUUAAAGAGAAACACCGGGAGAAAAGGCUGAAGGAGAAGGCGGCGCGAAGAGAAGCAAGCAGACGGGCUAAAGAGGAGAAGAAGAAGGCUGGCGUUGGGGUGGAAGAUGAUGAGGAGGAGGAGGAGGAGGAAGUGGUGGCGUACCUGUCAGGUGCUGAUGAAGAGUUUGACCCCAGCACGCUACCCGACCCUGACAAAGUGCGCGUUUCAGAGGAUGAAGAUGAAGAAAGCAGCGAUGGCCCUGAGCUUGCGGGGAGGAAGAGGACCCACAGCAGUAGUGAAGACGACGAUGAUGAUGGACACUGGGCUACAGGAAGGAAAAAGGCCAAGCAGCACAGCUCAGAACCUGAGCCUCUGGACACUGGUCUCUCACUGGCGGAGGAUGAGGAGUUGGUGCUGCACUUGCUGGGAGGCCAGAGUUAGUUCACUUCCACCAAACACUGUGGCCACAGCUUCCCUCAGCUCACACUUCAUGUUUAAUGGACUCAAAUGAUGUUUUGUGUGUCUCAUGCAUUUCUACGUUGUGGGAUUAGAUUUUGUGAAAUAAAAUUUAUGACGACACAUUUUAGUCAUCUAA